This is a messenger RNA of Oncorhynchus nerka (sockeye salmon), 2500 nucleotides long. RefSeq lists its product as uncharacterized. The record is from RefSeq and is a predicted model, not a curated record. The transcript is spliced from 6 exons. NCBI's taxonomy places the organism in Eukaryota, Metazoa, Chordata, Actinopteri, Salmoniformes, Salmonidae. Bases 698 to 1897 code for a protein of 399 amino acids.
UCAUAGAACAUAGAACAAAGUGUGUGCAACAACAUUACAUCUCCACUAUCUUUUCACAGCAAAUCAGAAUGAAGAAACAAUGUAUUGUCUGGGGUAAUAUUAUGCUGAUUAAACCGAUACAAAAUAUCCCAUUGUUCAAGCCCUCUUUCAACCGGAAAUCCCACACCUUCAAUUGGACUGACACUCAGCAACAUCCAAUGAGAAGUGUCAUAGAUACUUGAAUGAUGCGUGAUGUGGCCAAUAGGCGCAGGGAUAAAGCCGCUUUAGCGGCAGUAGAUGUAGAGCUGAUUUGCAACCCGCCGAAGGAGAUCUGGAGAAGAAGGAAAAUGUCUCCUGUCUCACCACGCACCGUUCUAGGAUCAGCUUGCUGUUAGGAAAAAGCAAAGAGCAAAGUGGUGAGUCGGAAAAUCCUCACUACUUGCACUACAAUGAAGUUUCCCGUGUGUAUUAAGAAUGGUCCACCACCCAAAGGACAUCCAGCCAACUUGACACAACUGUAAGAAGCAUUGGAGUCAAUAUGGGCCAGCAUCCCUGAGGAACGUUUUCGUUCAGACUUUACCCUAAACUGACCUUAGCAGUGUGUAAGCACAAAGUCAUCCUACUCCUGACGCUGAGACAAAUACAGAAAAGUUUGGGAGAAACUCUUCGCACUCCAAACAGUCACCCAGGAAGUAAAGAGGAAAUUACAUCCGAGCAGAUGGAACCAAAUCCCAGCCUGGCGGGGGUGGACUCCCAAGGCAACAUGGUGUUUAGAGUGGCUAAGCCUGUCAUGGGCAUCUUCCAAGUCUCCUCCGAACAGACCAACUCUGUGGGACAGGGGGCUUAUCAGCAGACUAUGGUCGAGGGGCUGACAGGGUUACAAGGGUUAUCCAACCACCCCUCCAUGGUGCUGGGGGAUGGACAGGGGCAGCAGGGAAUGGGGGACGUGAACCAGAUGCAAACCCAGAUUCAGAUCCCGGCAGGCGACACCACCCAGACUCAGGCUGGUGCUCCACACCACAACCAUGUACCCCAUGUUCCGUUUGCUGAGGUGUCGUCUCUCCUGGACCCCAACAUGAAGAGCUCCAAGGCCCGUAAGUACCUGAUACCCUAUGACGAGAUCAAGCGUCGUCUGGAGGCUCCAGAGAAGAUGUCUCUGCGUUCGCUAGCAGCCUACACCAGGGUCAGCCGCGGCCCGGCCAGCAAGAAAACGCUUCAGGAGUCUCUAAAUAUACUGGGCCUCACUCCUAGUACUACUACUGCUGUAUCCUCCUCCUUCUCCAAGCUCACAGAGGGUGACACCAAAGCCCUGUGUAACGACAUGAAGGACUUUGCCCAUGACUACAUGGACUUUGGAAACAUGGCCAAGCAGCUUAUACCAGAGACUAACACAGUUCAACACUGGUCAAAGGUCAUAGAAACCAGGAGCCACCUGGAGGCGAUGAGGAAGUGUUUCCGUGACCCGGUCAACAGUGCGUUGUUCGACAACGUGACUCACGGCCUGGGCCUCGGGAUGCUCGACACCGCCCUAGACAUGAUCACCAUGGUGAUUGACAAACAGAUUCGCAUCCUGUCCGGCGCAGCUGCAACCGAUCCCGUCGACACCGGUCCUCCAAUGAGACGCAUCCGCCGCCGCCACCGCAAGCCCCGAGAUGACGGCAACGACAAACCGCUCAGGUCAGUGGGCGGGGUUAAAGGUCAAGGGAAAGGAUCGGGGAAGGGCAAAGGGAGGGGCCGAGGCAGGAAGAAGGCGCAGCUGCAGGAGUCCGGAACCCCGGUUGGUGUUGCCAUGGAUACAACCCAGCGGCAGAAUCAAGAGCAUCAUCAGCCAGAGGACGUGGAGAGCAGUGUUCUAACACUUGUCUCCGUCGGUUACGAGACCAUAUCCAGUGGCCUCAACGCCACGGUACAGCUCUGAAGAUGUUUAAUUGUUGAACAAACAAUGCUUAACAGGAGUCAGACUUCGCUGAACAUUUCCCCAAUGGGGUGGCUGGGAGCAGAACAGUCUUAGUAACGUUGUGAUGUGUAGACGUCACUCAGGUCUGGGCUAUGGAACCCCAAACAUUCAGAGGAAGACAUGUAGAGGACACCGGGGGACGUUCAGGGACGUCACAUCAUUUUGGUUUAGUAUUUUAGUUUAGUUUUUGUGCUGCAGCUGUUGCCUACUGAUACACUCAAUCAAUGUAUAUGUUUAUUUGUUAAGCACAGAGGUGAUGAUUGCAGCUUUGUUAAAGUGGAAAUCAAUUCAAAUGACAGAGAAGCGUUGAUGUUGAAAAAUCUACAAUGUAGAAAUGAGUCUCAAUUCGGGUCUUUGGAUAAGGCUGUUGCUUUGGUUGACCUACUCAUCUGGCAUUGGAUAGCCCAGUUGAUUUUGAUCAUGAGUAGACCUCUUAUAGCUCUCUCCACCUCUCCAUUACUGUAACAUGGGGAACACAUUAUGCCAGUACUUAGUCAAUGAUUGUAUGUUUAUAUUGAAACCUGGAGUGCUGAAAUACUUGUAUUAAAGCUUUAAUUUUCUUAA